CCAGCCCCCGCCAUGCCGCCCGCGGGGCUCCGCGGGGCCGCACCGCUCGCUGCGAUCGCCCUCCUGGCGCUGGGCACUCCCCUGGCGCUGGCCGGCGAGGACUGCCUGUGGUACCUGGACCGGAACGGCUCCUGGCAUCCGGGCUUCGACUGCGAGUUCUUCACCUUCUGCUGCGGGACCUGCUACCAGCGGUUCUGCUGCCGGGACCUGACCUUGCUCAUCACCGAGCGGCAGCAGAAGCACUGUCUGGCCUUCAGCCCUAAGACCAUAGCUGGCAUCGCCUCGGCCGUGAUCCUCUUCGUUGCUGUGGUUGCCACCACCAUCUGCUGCUUCCUCUGCUCCUGUUGCUACCUGUACCGCCGCCGCCAGCAGCUCCAGAGCCCAUUUGAAGGCCAGGAGAUUCCAAUGACAGGCGUCCCCGUGCAGCCAGUGUACCCGUACCCCCAGGACCCCAAAGCUGGCCCUGCAGCCCCGCAGCCUGGCUUCAUGUACCCCCCUAGUGGGCCUGCUCCCCAGUAUCCACUCUACCCGGCUGGGCCCCCCAUCUACAACCCCACAGCUCCUCCCCCCUAUAUGCCACCACAGCCCUCUUACCCGGGAGCCUGAGGACUCAGCGUGUCUCUGCCCCCCCUCCCGCGACGCCAGCCUUGGGAGGUGCCACGUCCUGCGCCGGCGCCGGCAUCAGGCAUCCGGCCCUGGGCGUGGGUAGGGGUCUUCAAGUCUCCAGGCCCCAGACCAAGCUCUGAACCCUACUGGGGAUGGAGCCCCAGGGAAGUGGAACAGGAGCUGUGUGGGAACUAGGCCAUGAUGAGGGGGUGGGGAGGGCCAGGUGGGUGGGGCAUCUUGGCUGGGGCAGGGGAGGGGGAUGACAGCCUGGGUCACAGCCCCUGCUUUCAGCUGGACCCUCUCGCCCACCAUCCCAGGCAGGAGGGCUGGGGUCUCUCCUGUUUGCCCCUUCUGGGCUGGGGUGUGGGAGGGGAGAGGGUGCCACCAGCAGCUGGCCGUAGCCCUCCUCCCUGGCUGCCCCACGGGCUGGGGCUCUGGCCUGCUGGAUUAAAGCCGUGAGAUGUCA
Lepus europaeus (European hare) is the source of this 1072-nucleotide messenger RNA. It is a transcript of the gene SHISA4, whose product is annotated as shisa family member 4. The coding region runs from base 13 to 606 and encodes 197 amino acids. The record is from RefSeq and is a predicted model, not a curated record. The transcript is spliced from 5 exons. NCBI's taxonomy places the organism in Eukaryota, Metazoa, Chordata, Mammalia, Lagomorpha, Leporidae.